Molecule: messenger RNA, 993 nt
Organism: Symbiodinium natans
Lineage: Eukaryota; Dinophyceae; Suessiales; Symbiodiniaceae
Source: the annotation of a GenBank genome assembly
AUGGUCAUCAUUCACGCCCCGCACGUGGGCUAUGACCCAGAUGCUGGCAAGUUCGGAGUGUACCGCCGGCGGCAGAUCGGCGAUGCCCAUCACUCCAUGUCCACCUGUUGCGGCAAAAUUGCUGGAGUCCUCAGCCCUUACAUGGAAGCCUACAACAAAGCGUUGGGGCGCAUCAGCGUCCGCGAAGCCAAAGAUGGCGUCGUGCUGUUGAACAUUGGGAACUCCCUGCUGAACCCAGAGGAGGAUGACCUUGGCAUCGCGCUGGACUUCGACCGCAUGCUUGAACCUGGUGGCUUGGACAACCCCCUGCUCCUGCAGAGUACUUCUGUGGUCUACAUCGCGUCCCAGGAGUUCGCCGAGCUCUACAGGAAGGCAGUCGAGUCCGCUGAGCCCGAAGCCGCCCCAGCUGCGUCCACAAGCCAGGUCUUGGCGGAUAUGGAUGCGCAGGGCAUUGCGUGGCAAACCCUCCGAGAACAGCAACUCUCGCACCUUCUGUCGGAGGACUACUUCUCCUUCCGGAAGACGGACGCUGACCUCCAAGGGGAAGCCAAUCGAUUAGAGAGGGUUCUGGUGCCCCACCUGCCCUUCAUCAUCACCGCCCCGCACGAUCCGGAGUUCACGGCAGCGCUCAUUAUCAUGCAAUCAGAGUUCGAUCGCGGCGUGCACUCCAUCGUGACUUCCGACGCCUACAGAAACCGCAACCUUGUGCUCAUCUCCGGCUUAAAUGUGGACAUCGCGCCCCCUGCCGACGAUAUGGAGGCGUUCCCUCAGACGAUGUUCCUUCCCUGGGCGGCGUUCGUCCAGCUGGCGGAUGGUUCGCAGCGAGUUAUCGAGCAAGACGCCUUGGUGACGAUGUUGCACAAGCAGUCCACGGACAACCAGGAUGCCGUGAAUCUCGAACGUGGCUUCGAGGCGCUCUUCGGCCAGUUCGAGAAGAGGAUCCUUUUCCACAACACACGCGACAACAAGCUCGCUGAAGUGCGCACCGUGUAG